CAAACGGGAAAUCAUCGAAUCCAAUUAAUCGCUCAUUUCCUCAAACGUUUCUCAUUUCUGGGUUUAAUUAUUCUUCAUCCUCACAACGAUGUGGAUUCAUCGCUUCCAUUUAACUUUUUUAUUCUUCCAAUUUCUCUUCCUCUUUCCUUCAACAAUUUCAUCCAUCAGGACUAAUAUUGGCUUAGCAGUAAAUAGCUCAUGUAGGAGCACUGUUCAGGGAAGAUAUUUGUUGUCUGAUGAUAAUGGCUAUGUGUGUGAUGCUUUGUCUGUUGAUCCACUGUCUCGUUGUUGUCAUGGAAAAGGGGAGAAAUUUCCUUGUCAUGGCUGCAAUCUUGUUUUACAAUGUUGCAAUUCAUAUGAAUAUUGUGUUUCAUGCUGCCAGAAUCCUUCAAGGACCAAAAGGGAGCAAAUAUUAAAAAUUAAAAUUGCCAAGCCAGCCACUGCAGGGACAUAUGCCAGCGUCUUUGAUUUCUGUGUUGGGAGGUGUCGUCACAAUUCUGAGAGUGUUGUACACGAAAAUGCUUAUCACAGUGCUUUCCAUCAUUGCUUUUCUCUGCCAUCAUAUUCUUCAGGAGACAACAGCACACAACUAGAGUUCAGACUCAGUGGCAUUAAUGUCAUUAUUGGAAGACAAGGAGAGUCGUGUGAUUCAGUUUGCAAGUCAAAUGGACAAUCAUGUGUCCCUAACAAGAUUUUGGUCCUAAAUCACUGUGACAUUAUGCAAAAAUACUUGAGCUGCAAAGGAGGUUGCUUAGCAAGUGUUGGAACCGAUCAACCUGCUGAAGUUGCUUAUGAUGCUCCUAAAGAACUGAAUCCAGGAGCAUGCUUAUAUAGUAGCGCACAAUCAAUGGUUUCUUGUGAUGGCUCACACCCACAUACGAAGAGGCUUUGCCCUUGUGCCUAACUUGUACAUUUUCUAGGUAAUGGUACUUUUUUCCUCCCCUCUGUCUCUUUCUGAAAUCUGCUUGGGAUUGGGAGAAAAAGAUCUGUCUGGAGAAUAACGGUGACUUCAAAGUGUUCUUGUAAGAUUAGUGUAACAGGUUGAGCAAUAUCAAAUCACUACAAAAGAAAGAUUUUCAAAUCGAGAGGAUUCAUCCAUUCUAGCUUAACUAGACUAGUUGAGGAACACAUACCCUCAACCACAAAAAUAGAGGUUCGAAUUAUGUGUUGAGCUCUGCAAAAAAUAAUAAUAAUAAUUAGCGUAUGAUAUCAUUCUUUUAUAUUGAUUAUGUUUGUAAUAAUAAUAUUAACUACUUAGCAUAUGAUACGAUUCAUAUUUUUAGUUAUAUAAGCAAUGUUAUAAUUUAAUUUCGAGAGGUAUUAAAUUUA
Molecule: messenger RNA, 1329 nt
Organism: Cucumis sativus (cucumber)
Lineage: Eukaryota; Viridiplantae; Streptophyta; Magnoliopsida; Cucurbitales; Cucurbitaceae
Exons: 12
Coding region: 89-904 (271 amino acids)
Biological process (GO): positive regulation of SREBP signaling pathway
Source: RefSeq, a predicted model, not a curated record